GUGUCCCCCAUUUUGGGGGUGUUGGUGGUGACACCACCCAGGACGUCACCCGUGACGUCACCUUCCUCCUCCCCUUCUCCCCUCAGGACGGAGGAGGAGAUGUUCUCCUGGAUCUCCCGCCUCAACUUGGUGGCCGCCCUCUUCUCCUCUCCCCCCUUCCCCGCCGCCGUGGGGUCCCAACGCCGCUUCGUCCGCCCCAUCCUCCCCGCCGCCCCCAGCCGCAGCCCCCCCGAGGAGCAGCAGAGGUCCCACGAGGUCUGGUUGGAGAGGGUGGCCCAGGAGCUCUUGGAGCAUCAACGGAACCUCCCCGAGAAGAAGGGUCGGGCCCGGGACCUGGAGGAGUAUCGGCUGAAGAAGGAGUAUCUGCUCUACGAGGUGGGGCGCCUCGUUAGCUUAAUUAGAGGGGACAGGGCACGGGGAGGUCCUCGUGGUGGGUGGGUCAUCUCCAUCCUUGUCUUCCUCCACGGCAGAGAUGCUGUUAUGGGUCCUGAGGGACAUGAGGGACACCCACAUGGUGGUGGGUCAUCUCCAUCCUUGUCUUCCUCCAUGGCAGAGAUGCUGCUAUGGGGGACACCAGGGACACAGGGACAUCCCCACGGUGGUGGCUCAUCUCCAUCCUUAUCUCCAUCCUUAUCAGUCUCCAAAGACACUGCUGCAGGACACAGGGGACACCAGGGACAUAGGGACACACUCAUG
Calidris pugnax (ruff) is the source of this 696-nucleotide messenger RNA. RefSeq names its product PH and SEC7 domain-containing protein 4-like. The record is from RefSeq and is a predicted model, not a curated record. The annotation marks the transcript as partial. Lineage: Eukaryota; Metazoa; Chordata; Aves; Charadriiformes; Scolopacidae. The transcript is spliced from 2 exons.